Pieris brassicae (large cabbage white) is the source of this 1124-nucleotide messenger RNA. RefSeq lists its product as uncharacterized. The record is from RefSeq and is a predicted model, not a curated record. Bases 242 to 1108 code for a protein of 288 amino acids. Lineage: Eukaryota; Metazoa; Arthropoda; Insecta; Lepidoptera; Pieridae. The transcript has 7 exons.
UUGGAAUUUGAAUUUACAAAACAGGUUUAAAAAAUGAAUAUCAUUUUUAUAUGGCUGCAGUGUUGGCUGGAUUCGGGGAUAUAUGCCGGACUCUCCCAGAUUUUUGAACCUAAAAUGUUCGGGUGGUACCCAAUGGAUUGGACCGCUCGCCGACAAGCAUUGACCCAUCCCUUGCAUACGCAAAGUGUUACAACACGAAAGAAAAAAAAGGUUAGACAGAAGUCCGACCCUCAUUACGGUUAUGAACCUUAUUGGGAAGGGUAUGGGAAGAAGUUGGAAGAGAAAAAAAAGGAAACGGGAGAAAAUUUUGCUUGUGGAGAAGAGUGUCACCUUAUGUUUGUUGAUCCUGUAUUUAUGUACACCAGUUGAACAAAUGAAGGCAUCAAAAGGGAGUUUCAAAGCAUGGGUUGAGAAGAAUGUCCCUAAGCUUCAACCAGACUACAACCCCAAUCAUGGCUAUGAGCCGUAUUGGCCUGGAGGUCACUGGCUUUAUUUGGACAAAGAACUUGGCCCAAAUGAGACCACAACCAAAACCCCCCUUGUUUGCGGAGAAGAAUGUAAUUAUUUAUAUACACGGGUUGGCAAGGUAUGUGCUAGAACGGUGGAUAACAAAGAGUACCAGCAAUGUGUGUCGAUAUUCGGUCUUUGUCUUGGUUGGUGGAACGAUCAAUUCUAUCGAGGAUUCUAUACCUUUGAUACCUACUGCAAUUUUUUAGAUGCACAAUGCAGGACUGAAUACAGCAAACGAUGGAUUUUAGUACAUGAAGGGGAAUGUUCUCACGACAUCGAUACCUACUUUAAGCCUCUACAUACCUCACCAGGACCGCUGUAUAGGUUGAGUUCGUAUUUUACAAAAUUAGUUAGCAACUAUCGGAGUGCUGGCUUAGAGAAUCCACUUCGACAGGGUGUAUCUUUACCCAAGCAAACGAUCUCCGGGGACGUGAAUUUACCACUUACGCUGGAUAUUGGUAUACAGCCGAAUCCUGGAAUUUUCCCAUCUAACAAUCGCGUUACUCUUAGGCCCCCCCUCCCUCAUAAGGUCAAGCAAUAUAUUCACAAUUUUGUAAAAGAUAUGUUUUUAGGUAAUAGCAGUGAAAGUAUAAAAUAAAAAUUUGUUAAUUGUG